This is a messenger RNA of Cokeromyces recurvatus, 441 nucleotides long. RefSeq names its product putative ribosomal protein S15. The record is from RefSeq and is a predicted model, not a curated record. Gene Ontology annotation, cellular component: cytosolic small ribosomal subunit; ribosome. Gene Ontology annotation, biological process: translation; ribosomal small subunit assembly. The transcript is spliced from 3 exons. The coding region runs from base 1 to 441 and encodes 146 amino acids. Lineage: Eukaryota; Fungi; Mucoromycota; Mucoromycetes; Mucorales; Mucoraceae. Gene Ontology annotation, molecular function: structural constituent of ribosome; RNA binding.
AUGGCUGACGAGCAAGCUACUCAAAGAAAGAGAACUUUCCGUAAGUUUACCUAUCGUGGUGUUGACCUUGAACAACUCUUGGAUUUGUCUUCUGAACAAUUUAUGGAACUUGUUCACUGUCGUGCUCGCAGAAGAUUCCAACGUGGUCUUAAGCGCAAGCCUAUGGGCCUCAUUAAGAAGCUCCGUGCUGCCAAGAAGAACGCCCCCGCUGGUGAAAAGCCCGAAGUUGUCAAGACUCAUCUCCGUAACAUGAUCAUCGUUCCCGAAAUGAUCGGUUCCAUCGUUGGUAUCUACAACGGUAAGACCUUCAACCAAGUUGAAAUUAAGCCUGAAAUGGUUGGCCACUACCUCGGUGAGUUCUCCAUCACCUACAAGCCCGUCAAGCACGGUCGUCCUGGUAUUGGUGCUACUCACUCUUCCAAGUUCGUUCCUCUUAAGUAA